AUGCAUAGGGGCAAGGGCACUCCACGGCGAAAGGUCAAGAAGGUGCACAAGAGCUCCGGCACCGACGACAAGAAGCUGCAGACGACUCUGAAGAAGAUGAACGUCACGCCGAUCCAGGCAAUCGAGGAGGUGAACAUGUUCAAGUCGGACGGCAAUGUCAUCCACUUCUCCGCUCCCAAGGGUGAGUUACAUACGAUGCAUGUCCUAGCAAGAGAGGAUGGCAGUAUACUGAGAGAAGGCUUGUGCAACAGUGCACGCCGCGGUCCCCGCCAACACCUUCGCGAUCUACGGCAACGGCGAGGACAAGGAGCUCACGGAGCUGGUCCCCGGUAUCCUCAACCAGCUCGGCCCAGACUCGUUAGCUUCUCUGCGAAAGCUGGCGGAGAGCUACCAGAGCAUGCAGAAGGGCGGCGAAGGCGAGGAGGGCAAGAAGGACGAGGACGACGACGAGAUACCCGACCUUGUCGAGGGCGAGAACUUCGAGAGCAAGGGCGACGUCGAGUAA
Molecule: messenger RNA, 505 nt
Organism: Lecanosticta acicola
Lineage: Eukaryota; Fungi; Ascomycota; Dothideomycetes; Mycosphaerellales; Mycosphaerellaceae
Source: the annotation of a GenBank genome assembly